CGGACUGGGAGCGUCGCGAGUUGAAGAAACUUUUUCAGACUUUUUUUCUUCAUGCUUUGUGAGAUAGAAAUGACUAUUUUAACCGCAUUUCUUAUGUUCAUAGUUUCAGUUGCCGAUGACCAAAUAUAGUUGCUUUUAAACGUUUAAAAAAUAUCUACUUUUUCUUUUUUAAAAUCACAGUCAUUCAUUCCUUUUGGAUUUACAACUUUAGGAGCAAUCGGAUUUCCCGAGACUUUUUGGAUCACAUCAUCAAUCACCUGCUGCAAAAAGAAAGAAAUGAGCCGCAUGUGUUUUGCCUGGAUAAUAUUAUGAUCAUGUCACAAAGAGUUUUUUGACCGCGUGGAUAUAAAAUGUGCUACUUACAGGUGCUAUGGGGAGCUGGGAUUCUGUGGCUUCUGAUGCCGCUGCCAGUGUACCAACAGUCCCAGGGAGUUCCAGUGUGCAGCGGCACCAUGAAUAAACUCAGCAUAUCAGGGACACCCGAGAUGCACUACACCACUUUGAAGAACAUGUAUGAAGGCUGUGAGAUUGUCAUGAGCAACCUGGAGAUUACUUACUUGGAAAACAACCGGGACAUCUCCUUUCUGAGGUCUAUCAGAGAAGUGAUGGGCUACGUGCUGAUUGCCAUCAACCAGGUCGACUAUUUGCCUCUGGAAAACCUUCGUGUCAUUCGUGGGACAAGCCUCUUUGAAGAUCAUUACGCCUUGACUAUUAUGUUGAACUAUCAGAAAGAUGGAACGCUGGGUCUGAGACAGCUGGGAAUGACUCAUCUGACAGAGAUCCUGGAAGGAGGGGUGAAGAUCAAAAACAACGCUUUCUUGUACUAUGCAUUGACAAUUGACUGGAAAGACAUUGUGAAAGAAACUGCAAACAUCACCCUGGAUAGCAAGAAGAUUGGAUAUGGGAAAUGCCACCCAUCUUGCAACAACAAAUGCUGGGGUCCAGAUGAGAAUGAAUGCCAGACUUUGACAAAAAAAAUCUGCGCUCCCCAGUGCAAUGGUCGCUGUUUUGGAACAAGUCCAAAUGAAUGCUGUCACAUUGAGUGUGCAGGAGGCUGCUCAGGACAACAGGACACAGACUGUUUUGCUUGCAGCCAUUUCAAUGACUCUGGAGCUUGUGUGCCCAACUGUCCAUGGCCACGCUUCUAUAACAAGCAGACCUACCAGGAGGAACCCAACCCUAAUGCCAAGUAUCAGUACGGUUCAAUCUGCGUCAGCCAGUGUCCACCUAACUUUGUGGUAUACGACAGUUCAUGUGUUCGUGCCUGCCCAAAUGACAUGAAGGAGGUGGAGAAGAAUGGAAUGAAGCAGUGUGUGUCCUGUGGGGGGCCUUGUCCAAAAACAUGCAAAGGGACUGGCUCCAGUAACAGACAGACGGUGGACUCAAGCAACAUUGACAGCUUCAGAAACUGCACCAAGAUUCAGGGGAACUUGCAUUUCCUCACUACUGGCAUUGAUGGUGAUCCUUGGCACAACAUCUCUGCUCUUAACCCUGAGAAACUGAAGGUUUUUGAAACAGUGCGUGAGAUAACAGGCUGCCUGAGCAUCCAGUCCUGGCCUAAACAAUUCAACGACUUCAGUGUUUUCAGAAAUCUUACAACCAUCCGAGGACGAACACUCUACCAGGGUUUUUCACUUCUGAUAAUGAAGCUGCCCAAUGUGACAUCUCUGGGCCUGCGCUCUCUUCGGGAGAUCAGUGCCGGCAAAGUUUACAUCAGUGACAACAAGCAACUUUGUUACCACUACACCAUCAACUGGACAACACUAAUGAAAUCACCUGCAAAACAAGGGACUGACAUCAAGAAUAAUCGGCCAUAUAACGACUGCACAUCAAAAGGACAGCUGUGUGACCCACUGUGCUCUAGUGCUGGUUGCUGGGGUCCAGGACCAGAUCAGUGCCUCUCCUGUCAGAACUUUAGUCGAGGAGGCACAUGUGUACCAGAAUGUCAUUUUACAGAAGGGGAUAUUCGCGAGUAUGCCACAAAUCUUGGCGAGUGCCUUCCCUGUCAUCCUGAAUGUGAGCACAUUGACGGUCAGCCCAGCUGUAAAGGACAGGGUCCAGAUGCAUGUGCUUCCUGUGCACAUUUCAAAGAUGGUCCCCACUGUGUUGAAUCCUGUCCUCAGGGAAUUAUGGCAGAGAAAGGGCCCAUUUUUAAAUUUGCUGAUGCUGAGCAUCGAUGUGAACCAUGCCAUCCAAACUGCACUUUAGGGUGCAAAGGUCCUAACUUGGAAGACUGUAGUGGAAUACCAGAACCCAUAAUCAGCAAUCCAGUCACAGCCAUUGUUCUAGGUGUCAUCGCAUCUCUUAUAGUCUUGACAUCUGUCUUUGUGUUGUGUGUGUUGUAUCAGCGUGGGCUGGCAAUCCGUCGCAAGAGAGCCAUGAGGCGCUACCUGGAGAGUGGAGAGGGCAUAGAGCCACUGGACCCCAGUGAGAAAGGCACCAGAGUUCACACCCGCUUAUUCAAGCCCACAGAACUUCGGAAAAUUAAAUUGCUUGGUUCAGGAAUCUUCGGAACAACAGUACACAAGGGAGUGUGGAUUCCAGAAGGAGACACUGUGAAGAUACCUGUUGCAAUCAAAACUAUCCAGGACCGAACUGGCCGGCAGACUUUCCAUGAAAUUACAGAUCAUAUGUUGUUCUUGGGAAGUCUGGAGCAUGCCUAUAUUGUGAGAGUGCUGGGGAUCUGCCCUGGUGACAGCCUAAUGCUCAUCACCCAGCUCAGCACCCACGGAUCUCUGCUUCAACACAUCAAACAGAAGAAAGACAGUCUUAGCUCACAACGCCUUUUGAACUGGUGUGUUCAGAUUGCAAAGGGAAUGGCUUAUCUGGAGGAGCAAAGACUGGUUCACAGCAAUCUGGCUGCCAGGAACGUCUUACUGAAAUCGGACUUCAUUGUUCAGAUCUCAGAUUUUGGGAUUGCUGACCUGUUGUAUCCUGAUGACAAAAAAUACUUUUACAACGAUAUUAAAAAGACACCAAUUAAAUGGAUGGCCUUGGAAAGUAUUCACUUCCGGAAAUAUACCCACCAGAGUGAUGUCUGGAGCUACGGUGUAACGGUGUGGGAGAUGAUGUCAUUCGGAGACGAGCCUUACGCUGGAAUCCGUCCACAGGAAGUUCCUGAACUGCUGGAGAAAGGAGAACGUUUAUCUCAGCCUUCCAUCUGCACCAUUGAUGUGUAUAUGGUCAUGGUGAAAUGUUGGAUGAUUGAUGAGAAUGUCCGGCCCACGUUCAAGGAAAUAGCAAGUGAAUUCACUCGCAUGGCCAGAGACCCAUCACGCUUCCUUGUUAUUAAGAGAGAUAGCAGUAUUGCAGACCCCUACUCUGAAGAGUCCCCUCAAAGAAUGAAAGCAUUAAAGGACAAGGAGUAUGAGAUGGAUGAACAGGACAACAUAUCACUUGAGAACAUGGCCUCAGGCUACCUCUACCAACCUUCUACACAUACCCUGACACGCAACCACAACUCCUCGCAGAUUCUAUUUACAUCAAACAGCCCAGCCGGAUAUAUGACAAUGACCAAUGUGCCAGGAGUGGAAACUAUCAGACAGGUGUCAUUGUUUUCACGCUCCCGGAAUGGUUCUGCCCGUACCCAGUCUGAGUCAUCAGAAGGCCAUGGCACUGUUUCGGAGGCCGAAAUGAAUGAAGAUGGUUCCUUGGUUGGCAGUAUGCGCAGAACCCGGCGUCGAGAAGACAGCGCUUACCAUUCACAGCGCAUCAGCUUGACGUUACCAUCUGAGCCAGAAGACUCGGAUGAUGAUGAUUAUAAUGGAUAUGUUAUGCCAGGUGUGUCAUCUUCAACUGAGAGAGAAGACUGUCCCCUCUCUUUUUAUGGGUCACAGAACAGCACCCUACCUCGCUCAAAAGCAUCCAGGGGAAGGAUUCUAAAAGGCAAGUCUGAGCAGAAGAUUCCAGAUGAUUAUGAGUAUAUGAAUAAACAGAGUCGCCUGCUAGGCUUGGUAGCUGGAAGUGCAAGUAGUGAGUUGCCACAGCUGCAAAAGGAAGAACGUGUUGAGUAUGAAUACAUGGACACAAGCAGUGCAGCUACAGAUUCAGCAGACCCUCUGGGAGCCACCUCAGUCAAAGAUGACCAUACCACAUCUGAAGAAGAAGAGGACUAUAAGUAUAUGAACAAACAGCCCAGGCUCACUAAGUCGCUGCUUCAUAACCAGACAAAACCUCAGCCUGGCAUUGCUAUUUGUGAAAACCCAACACAGGAACUGAUAUCUGCUUCACCUUCAGCAGAGAAUCCCAUCCAAGAACAUCAGGAGUACGAAGAGAUGGAUAGAAUUGUUGUGUCUGAAUCACCAGAAUUUUUUAAGAGUACGAGUUCCCUCUCUGUCUCACCUCCUAUGUAUCAGAACUUCCCAAAAGUGGACUUAACAAUUGAGAAGGGAAAAAAUGUGAAUGGAUUUGUAAAAGUGAGAGCAGGAUGUGAGCCUGGUCAAGACCAUUCAUUUGAUAACCCUGCUUACUGGCACAGCAGGCUUUUCCAAAAGCCUGACCCAUUACGUACAUAGUAAGUGCAGACCUGAACUGGGGCAAUGCCAGGCUGGUUCUGGAAAGAAGGAGAAUCGAGCAGCCCCAUAUCCGGACCCUUGCAUGUGAAGGAUGUGCCAAGUUUUUUCCUGUAACUGGAUGGGAACUACAAACUUAAAAUAUGAAACUGGAAAACAGACUAUAUCCUAACCACAAUCUAUGACCAACAUUGGCCAGGCUUGGAGUUGAAAUUGUACUUCAGGGUGCAGGAGUUCACCAGACUUU
Messenger RNA from Polypterus senegalus (gray bichir), 4758 nucleotides. It is a transcript of the gene erbb3a, whose product is annotated as erb-b2 receptor tyrosine kinase 3a. The coding region runs from base 351 to 4514 and encodes 1387 amino acids. The transcript has 28 exons. Gene Ontology annotation, biological process: positive regulation of cell population proliferation; protein phosphorylation; multicellular organism development. Lineage: Eukaryota; Metazoa; Chordata; Cladistia; Polypteriformes; Polypteridae. Gene Ontology annotation, cellular component: basal plasma membrane; signaling receptor complex. The record is from RefSeq and is a predicted model, not a curated record. Gene Ontology annotation, molecular function: protein tyrosine kinase activity; neuregulin receptor activity; neuregulin binding.